Molecule: messenger RNA, 1239 nt
Organism: Conger conger (European conger)
Lineage: Eukaryota; Metazoa; Chordata; Actinopteri; Anguilliformes; Congridae
Product: P2X purinoceptor 3-like
Exons: 12
Coding region: 1-1239 (412 amino acids)
Biological process (GO): monoatomic cation transmembrane transport; response to ATP
Cellular component (GO): nuclear inner membrane; plasma membrane
Molecular function (GO): extracellularly ATP-gated monoatomic cation channel activity; purinergic nucleotide receptor activity; ATP binding
Source: RefSeq, a predicted model, not a curated record
AUGAUGGGCUGUAUCACGGACUUCUUCACGUACGGGACGACCAAGUCUGUGGUGGUGAAGAGCUGGACCAUCGGCAUCAUCAACAGAGUCGUUCAGCUUCUCAUCCUUAUCUACUUUAUAGGUUGGGUGUUCUUGCAUGAGAAGGCAUACCAGGUGCGAGAUACAGCCAUAGAGUCCUCUGUAAUGACCAAGGUCAAGGGCUUCGGCGUCUAUAGCAACAGACUGAUGGAUGUGGCAGACUACGUCACCCCUACACAGGGCUCCUCUGUGUUCUGCAUCAUCACUAAACUCAUCACCACGGAGAACCAGGUACAGAGCUGGUGUCCCGAGACUGAGACUAAGUACAGAUGCAACAUCGAUCAGGACUGUGUGGAAUACACAGGCAAGGCAGGAGGGAAUGGUGUGCUCACUGGCAGGUGUGUCACUUUCAACAGCUCCUUAAGGACCUGUGAGAUGAAGGGCUGGUGUCCAGCUGAGAUCGACGACAUAAAGACAGAUCCCAUGAUGGAGGUGGAGAACUUCACCAUCUUCAUCAAGAAUAGCAUACGCUUCCCUCUCUUUAACUUCACCAAGGGUAACUUCCUGCCCACCAUCACAGCCGAUUACAUAAAGAACUGUAAAUUUAACCUGGUAGACGACACCUACUGCCCCAUAUUCAGGGUCGGGGAUGUGGUCAAAUUUGCCCACCAGGACUUCUCCAGCCUUGCCCACAAGGGAGGUGUGAUUGGAAUAAAAAUUGGAUGGGUGUGCGAUUUGGACCAAUCAGAAGACAGCUGUAACCCUAACUACUCUUUCACACGCCUGGACGCUGUCUCCCAGAAAAACAACGUGUCUCCAGGAUACAACUUCAGGUAUGCCAAGUACUACAAGAUGGAGAACGGGACAGAGUAUCGCACGCUGCUGAAGGCUUAUGCCAUCAGGUUUGAUGUCCUGGUCAAUGGCAAUGCUGGAAAGUUCAACAUGAUCCCAACUCUCAUCAACAUGGUGGCCGCCUUCACUUCAGUCGGAGUGGGCACAGUUCUUUGUGACAUCAUCCUUCUAAAUUUCCUGAAGGGGGCAGAACAAUACAAGGCCAAGAAGUUUGAAGAGGUACAUGUGCAGGUUUCCGAGUCCCAGCUCAGGUCCAGUGACUCCAAUAGCAACGGGCUGUACAGGAACAGCUGCAGCCAGCUGUCAGUCAAACAGGAUGAGAAGGUGUCCAGUGACUCAGGGGCUUUCUCCAUUGGACAGUGUGGCUGA